AUUAUUUCAGUGUUAUUUAUGGCUAUGGUAAAAGGAGGAAAACUUUUUUGAAAAAGAAAAAAGGGAAAAAGGGACAGCUUUUGCGUAUAAAUUCUGGUGACCAGUAUCUUGCCCUCUUUGCACAAAACCCUUACUACCAACACAAUCAAAUCCAACGAACUCUUCAUUUUUUCCCAAAACCGAAAAGCUGUUCCAAUUCUCUCUGUUUUUACACCAAAAACAAAGCAAAACAGAAAUCUGUUGGCCGUUUUCUCGUUUUUCAUCUAACCGAGCAAAAGCCAACGUCUACGAUUACGGCAAAGGCAUUGAACCUGUUGGAUCGGUGGCUGGCGCGGCGGCUAUGGGAGACAUUGGGAGGAGUAGAAGAGUAAGAGAUGAGAGGUGCGCUACGAUGGCGAAUGAGGAAGAGUACGAGGUUGAGGACUUCAGAGAAGGAAACAAAUCGUCGAGAGGAAGCAGAUUUAAUCUGAUAGCUAAUGAGCUUGGAUUGGUCGCCGCUCGUGCUCGGAUGAAUUUAAGUCGGCAGUCUGUACUCAAUGGGAUCAAAGACCUCUCCGAUGGCCCUAUUCAUCCCGAUAACAGGUGGUAUCGAGCAUGGACCAAGUUCAUACUAAUAUGGGCGUUGUACUCUUCCUUCUUUACUCCUUUCGAGUUUGGAUUCUUCAGGGGAUUGCCAGAAAAUCUUUUUGUACUAGACAUUGCAGGACAAAUAGCUUUCCUUCUCGACAUUAUUUUGCAUUUCUUCCUUGCCUAUAGAGACCCCCAGACCUACAGAAUGGUCUAUAAGCGAACUUCUAUUGCUAUUCGGUACUUGAAAUCUAGUUUUCUCAUUGAUUUACUUGGUUGUAUGCCUUGGGAUAUAAUCUACAAGGCUUCUGGAAGAAAAGAAGAAGUGAGGUAUCUCUUGUGGAUUAGGUUAUACCGGGUUCACAAAGUCACGGCUUUCUUCAGAAAGAUGGAGAAGGAUAUACGGAUUAAUUAUCUUUUUACAAGGAUUAUAAAACUUAUUUUUGUUGAACUCUAUUGCACACAUACAGCCGCUUGUAUCUUUUACUAUUUGGCUACCACACUGCCUCGUGAAAAAGAGGGAUACACAUGGAUUGGAAGCUUAAAGUUGGGAGAUUAUAGUUAUUCUAGCUUCAGAGAAAUUGAUUUGUGGAAGCGGUACACAACUUCAAUGUAUUUUGCUAUUGUCACAAUGGCUACAGUUGGUUAUGGAGACAUACAUGCAGUCAAUAUGAGGGAAAUGAUAUUCAUAAUGAUAUAUGUCUCCUUUGACAUGGUUCUUGGUGCCUAUCUCAUUGGUAACAUGACAGCGUUAAUAGUAAAAGGAUCCAAGACAGAGAAGUUCAGAGAUAAAAUGGCAGAUGUUAUUAAGUAUAUGAACAGAAAUAAACUUGAUAGGGAUCUCCGUAAUCAGAUCAAAGGCCACUUGCGUUUACAGUACGAAAGCACAUACACUGAGGCUGCCGUUCUUCAGGAUAUUCCCAUCUCUAUCAGAGCUAAGAUUUCCCAAUCUUUAUAUCUGCCAUACAUUGAAAAUGCAUCUCUUUUCAAGGAAUGCUCUUCAGAGUUUAUUAAUCAGAUUGUUAUUAGACUCCAUGAAGAAUUUUUUCUCCCAGGAGAAGUAAUAAUGGAACAGGGAAAUGUUGUGGAUCAACUUUAUUUUGUCUGUCAUGGUGUGCUGGAGGGGAUUGCUAUAGGGGAAGAUGGAUCAGAAGAGACUGUUUCGCUUCUGGAACCCAAUAGCUCAUUUGGAGAAAUUUCUAUUCUCUGCAACAUCCCUCAGCCUUAUACAGUUCGGGUUUGUGAAUUAUGUAGGCUUCUGCGAUUGGAUAAGCAAUCAUUCUCAAAUAUCCUCGAGAUAUAUUUCUAUGAUGGAAGGAAAGUUUUGAACAACCUUUUGGAGGGAAAAGAAUCCAAUCUCCGAGUUAAGCAACUGGAAUCGGACAUCUCAUUUCACAUCGGAAGACAAGAAGCUGAGCUAGCUUUGAGGGUGAACUGUGCUGCAUAUAAUGGAGAUUUUUAUCAGCUCAAAAGUUUGAUACGAGCAGGAGCUGAUCCUAACAAAACCGAUUAUGAUGGAAGAUCUCCCUUGCAUCUUGCUGCAUCGAAAGGGUAUGAAGAUAUUACAAGUUUCCUUAUUCGACAUCCGGUAGAUAUCAAUCUUAAAGAUAAGUUCGGGAAUACACCCUUGCUAGAAGCAAUAAAAAAUGGACACGACAAUCUUGCUGCUUUACUAAUUAAAGAAGGAGCUUCCUUAAACAUAGAUGAUGCUGGUAGUUAUCUGUGUACGGCAGUGGCAAAGGGGGACUCAGACUUUUUGAGAAGGCUUUUGUCUAAUGGAGUUGAUCCUAACUCUAGAGAUUACGACCAUCGAACCCCCCUUCAUGUAGCUGCCUCUGAGGGCUUAUAUAUAAUGGCAAAGCUUUUGAUAGAGGCUGGGGCUAGUGUUUUUUCCAAAGACAGAUGGGGAAACACUCCACUUGAUGAAGCCCGGAUGUGUGGCAACAAGAAUUUGAUCAAGUUACUGGAAGAUGCAAAAUCUACUCAGUUAUCAGAACUCCCUCAUUGCUCAAAAGAAUUUACAGAUAAAAUACACCCAAAAAAAUGUACGGUUUUUCCUUUCCACCCCUGGGAUGCUAAAGAUCAGAGGAGACAUGGAAUUGUAUUAUGGGUUCCUCACACAAUGGAAGCGCUUGUUACAACUGCCGCCGAGCAGCUAGACUUAGCAGGUGCUUCUUGUAUGUUAACUGAAAAUGGAGGUAAAAUUCUUGAUGUGGACAUGAUAAAUGAUGGAGAAAAGCUGUAUUUGAUUGGUGGAACGCAUUAGCUGGUCAGAUAUGGUCAUUUGAUUUAGUUUUUUUUCUUUUCUAUUACCUUACAAAAUUGGGGGGGGGGGGGGGGAUUAUAUCAAUAGGGUAGCUUUAGUCAUUAUGGUGUCAAACAAGGAGCCUUAACCGCUGUUCUCUUGUAAAGUUGGCGAUUGUGAUUUAGUUACAAACAAUGUCACCGCUUUGUUUUUGUACCACGUCCAGUCUCCCCUUGUAAAUGAUUUAGCUGUUAGUAAAGAUGUUAAGUUUCUAGUUGGUCACCCUUUUAGGAGGUGACAUCCAAUAAAUCUGAGUUCUUUCUUA
Molecule: messenger RNA, 3137 nt
Organism: Gossypium arboreum
Lineage: Eukaryota; Viridiplantae; Streptophyta; Magnoliopsida; Malvales; Malvaceae
Product: potassium channel SKOR
Exons: 15
Coding region: 341-2833 (830 amino acids)
Biological process (GO): transmembrane transport; potassium ion transport
Cellular component (GO): membrane
Molecular function (GO): voltage-gated potassium channel activity; protein binding
Source: RefSeq, a predicted model, not a curated record